AUGAAAGAUAUAGAUCAUCUAUUAAAUUAAGAAAAGGAGUAAAAAGAUAAAUUAAUAAAGGAAAUGUAAGAGAGAGACAAAUAAUUAUAAGAACAAUAUUUUUAAUAAUAAUAUGAGAAAUAAUUGUAAAAAGAAUAAGAAUCAAAGAAGAGCAAAAAAGCUUAAAAAGAGAGUGAAAAGAAGAAACAAUUAGAAGAACAACUUAAGAAUGUUAGUCCUCUUGAGAAAUUCAUGGAACAAAUAAAUAAAAGAGCUAAAGUUGAAGAUAUUGAAUGA
Messenger RNA from Paramecium primaurelia, 276 nucleotides. NCBI's taxonomy places the organism in Eukaryota, Ciliophora, Oligohymenophorea, Peniculida, Parameciidae. The record is from the annotation of a GenBank genome assembly.